This is a messenger RNA of Coregonus sp. 'balchen', 4811 nucleotides long. NCBI's taxonomy places the organism in Eukaryota, Metazoa, Chordata, Actinopteri, Salmoniformes, Salmonidae. The record is from the annotation of a GenBank genome assembly.
CCCCAUGAGGCUGUGUGGUGCACUGCUCCCAGAGGCAUUCCCUGUGUGUCCAUAAGGCCUCCUCCCCACUCUAUGGAAGCGGAGCCCAGCCAUUCUGCUGAUGGGGAGCGAUCCGGAAGGCAACAGCAGCCUCUGUCUGCUGGAGCCGCUGAGCCCCCCACUGGGUCCCGUCCACCUCAGCCACAGCAGCCACCAUCCAACCCCCGCCCCGUCCAUGGUGGCCUGGGCCGCCUCCAUCACCGCAAGCCCAAACGUAGCGACCUGCUCCUCAGGCUCCAGCAUCAGCACAAGACCCAAGCAGCAGCAUGGCAGCUCUCAACAGACACCCCAGGUCCUUCAGGAGACAGCUUCUCCUCCCCCUCCACUUCAUCCCUACCGUCCUCCUCUACCCAAGGCCACAACACGCAGGGGGUCCAGUCCCAGCCCAACCAGGAGGUCACAGAGGGCAGCCCUAAAAGAGGCGAGAGGAAGUCCCAGAAACCGGGGAAGUACGUGUGCACUUACUGUGGCCGUCCAUGUGCCAAACCCAGCGUUCUCCAGAAACACAUCCGCUCCCACACAGGGGAGAGGCCUUACCCCUGCGCCCCCUGUGGCUUCUCCUUCAAGACCAAGAGUAACCUUUACAAGCACCGCAAGUCCCACGCCCACCGCAUCAAGGCUGGCCUGGUGUCCAGCCGGGACGAGCUGAGCCUGAGCGGACCCGAGAUGAGCGCCCCGGGAGAGGAUCACGAGGAGCCUACAGAGGGGGAGAGCACAGACUCUGAGGAGGAGACGGGUCAGUACAGGAAGGAGAGGCUGGGCAAGCAGAAGAACAGCAGCAGUUUGGCGCUGUCAGGGCAAGAGGAGGGCCAGAGGUCUGACGACUCCCAGGCCGUGAAGCAGAGACUGGCCAUGAGGCUGAGCGAGAGGAAGCGUGGCCCCAUGGCCUCCCAGGAUGACCCUCCCUCUUCCUCCCUGGGCCUCAGCAGUAAAGGCAGCCAAGAGUCAGGCUACUUCUCCCUUUCGAGGAGUGCUGAGAUGAGCCGAGCUGACUCCCAGGUGAGCCCUCCCACCGCCAACGCCAAAACCUAUGCCGAGAUCAUCCUGGGCAAGUAUGGGCGGCUGAGAGGGCAGCAGCGCGGUCCCCAUCAGCAGCAUGCCCACUCUUCAUCAUCAGGGAUGGAGGAGAAGAGCAGCAUGCCCUUCAGCGUUCCCAAGACACAGGUCAUUGAGCACAUCACCAAACUCAUCACCAUCAACGAGGCGGUGGUGGACACCAGCGAGAUCGAUAGCGUCAAGCCCAGGCGCUCCUCGCUCUCCAGGAAGAGUAGUCUGGAGUCACCCAAGUUCUCCUCCCCCAAAGACCCCUAUGUGUUUGAGCCUAAGGGAGAAAGCCCCGGCCUCAGUGGUAUGGCAGGCCAAUCACUCCGUCUCCAUGUCCAAGAAGUGGACCCCUCUGGGGUCCAGGAGUCCUCCUCCUCAGUGCCUCUGUUGAGAAGCCAAUCCAUGCCCACGUCAGCGGGCCAGGGAAACCGCUCCAACACCUCUCCCCGGGGCUUCUGUCGUCUGAGCCACUCCUUUGAUGAGCAGCAGGCCGUGGUGGCCGAGAUGAGGUUGGGCGGGCAGCACCGUUUGCUGAGGCGCCAGCCCGCCAUUGAGGUGCCCCUCGGGGCUGAGCUCAUCCUGGAGGCUGGCCCCUCCUCUCCUCCGCAGCUACAGAAAGUGGCCUAACCAGGAAGCAGCAACAGCAGCAACGCAAAGGUCCAAGGCUCUAUGAGUGCGAGGCCUGCGGAGCCUGCUGUAAACAAAGGGAGAGUUACGAGGCCCACAGGGGUCUCUGCACAGGCCAGCCAAUAAAGGAGCUGGAGAGAGGAGAGGUGGAUGGGGCGUGCCGGGAUGACCGCCCCCAGAUGAUGCACUAUAAAUUCCGGGCACUGGCCAUGACAGUGAGGAAGAGGAGGAAAGAGGAGAGUCUGGAGGAGGAUCCUUCCAGCCCCGGGCCUACAGCUGUUGUGACCUGCAGCCCCGCAGCCACCACUGCAGUGCCAAGCCUGGUGGAGCAGAGUGGGGCCUUCUCAGGUGCUCCCUCACAGGCCGAGCAGCAGCAAGACAGGAAGGGCAUCUCGGUCAUCCAGCACACCAGCUCCUUCGAGAAGCAGGAAAGUAAAUCCAUGGAGAGCCAGGAGUCUAUAGAGCUCAGAGAGAGCCAGUCAACACUGGUAAAACAGCCGCAGCCAAAAUCAUUGCCCUCCAUGUCCCGCCUGGUCCGCCAGCACAACAUCCAAGUGCCAGAGAUCCUAGUGACGGUGGAGCCUGACGCUGAUAUGGUGUCAGUGUCGCCCACGGCGACGGCGUCCUCGUCUAAGGAGCCAGAGAGAGUGGUAGAGGAGUUCCAGUGGCCUCAGCGCAGCCAGAGUAUGGCUCAGCUCCCCGCCGAGAAGCUGCCACCAAAGAAGAAGCGUCUCCGUCUAGCCGAGUCUGCUGCCCAUUCUUCCGGAGAGUCUAGCUUUGAGUCUGUAUCGCUGGGGCCCCGGAGCCCCAGCCAGGAGACCAACAUUUCUCACUCCCCCAGCCGCUCUGCCUCCUUUGAAGACAUGGAGGGCAAACCUGCUGAGCCUUCCCCCUGGGGCUCCGGCAGCACCCAGGGCUCACACAUGCUAACCGUGCCCUCGGGCCCCCACCAACACCACCAACCCCAAAGAGAGAUGCGGCGCUCAGCCUCGGAGCAGGCCCCGGCCAGCCCCCAGCACACUGCCGAGAUCGUGGAGACCAGGAGCAAAUCCUUUGACUACGGGUCCCUAUCCCCACAGCAGUCUGCGUCGGCCUGGAGGGAGAGGAGGAAGUGCCUACUGGUGAAGCACGCCACCCUGGGCGAGCCAGACCACGAGGAAGGGGCCAUGGCCAGCCAGUCAGGCCGACCAGGGAGCCCCAAGCCAGGCCCGUCCUACACCAGCCACCCUGCCCUCCACCCAGCUGAAGCCAGCACCUCCAGGCUCAGCCCGGACGCCAUAGGGAAGACCGUACAGCUGUUCCACCAGCCCCGGAUACUCCCAUUCCCCAUGCGACCAACUGGGCAUGAUCGGAUCCCUCUUGGCCAGAUAGCCCAGCUCCACCCGGUCACCACUGCCAUCUCAGAUGUCCUCUCCACCCACAUCAUCCACAGAGCCUUCUUACACACACACCCUUCCCCUCCAACCAUACAAGUCCACCCAGGGCAGCUUCACAUGGCAGAACGACUAGGCCUGCCCCUCCAUCCUUUCUCAGCUCUGCUCUCCCUGCAGUACCCCACCGGGGCUGGCCAGGCUGUGUACCUCCCCGUGCCACCUGGGCUCACCAUCCAAGUCCCCACACAGCCCCCCAUACCCUCCACCGUGGUUCUCCCUGCCCCAUAUCCUCAGUCCUUAGUCCCCGUACCCUGCCACCAUCCCCCGCCUGUCAUCGCAACGUGCCUGGCGCAGCUGACGCCAAUCGUGUCACUGGUGGUACCAGUACGCCUCCAGACCCACAUGCCCACCUACGCCAGUGCCCUGUACACCACCCUCUCCCAGAUCCCGGCGUCAGACCGCUCGCAGGAGCCCAUCUGCUGCAUGGCCAUGGUUAUCAUGGGCCAGCUGGAGCAGGACAAGCUGCAGAGGUCCUACCUGAAGAUCCCCACCCCGGACUUCAAAAGCUACCUGCCCCUGUCUCUACCCCUGCCCCUGGAGCUGGGCUUUGCGUCCGAGGAGGGCUACGGGCCACUGGGGGCUGGAGGGAGCAAACGCAUGCUCUCCCCUGCAGCCAGUCUGGAGCUCAGCACAGAGGCCCAGCGCCAGCAGAAACGAGUGAAGGAGGAAGAGGAGGAAGAGAAGGUGGAAGAGGAAGAGGAAAAUAGGGGUACUAGGAGAAAACUGGAAGCAGGGGAGGACGAAGAGAAAGAGCCGGAAAGGGCACAGAUAGGAGUAGGAACUGUGAAAGUCGAGGAGGAAGAGGAGGUACGGGACCCAGAGGACCACAGGGUAGAGCGGGAGGUGCAAGGGAAGGCUGAACCUAAGAAAGAAAAGGGGAGGGAGGACGACGAGGGCCAGGGAGUGAGUGCUUCCUUCGUACCCCAGAGUCCAGAGCGAGCCAAAGCCCCAUCGUACCCCAGCCUCCACACCACCACCUCAGUCAGCUGGUGCUACUUGAACUACGUGAAGCCCAACCCGUCUGCCCAGAGGGAGCCACAAACCUCCGUUUACACCUCCUGGAGUGUCAGCGUGCACAACCCCAACCUGCCAGGCCUGUCCACCAAGCUGGCACUGUCCCUGCUGCGCUCCAAGCAGAAGCACAGCUCAGAGACCUACACCAUGGCCACAGCUCUAACCCCUGCCACGGGCAAGGUGGUCCUUGCCAGCAGCAGAAAGCCCCACAUUUCAGAGGUAAAUAUAACAGCAAUAUUCAAUAUCUAGGAAAACACAGCAUGGGCCAAUUAGACCAAAACUGCCAAAAUCACUGAUUUAGUUUUAGUUAUGAAUUAUAUAGAAUAAUGCAUACCCCACAAUUUCACAGCUGGAAAUGACCAGACAAUAUGAUGUUAGAUGAUACACUACAACCAAUACAUUAAAUGUUUGACAUUAAUUGUUGUUCCAAUGUACUGUGUAUCAUCAUUGCCAACCAAGAUGUCAGGGUGCGUUGGUGAAUUUGCCUGUGUCUGUCUUUGAGUGUAGGUACAUGCUACCCCACCCAGCACCCCUGUCGAAGUGAAGGAGCCAACACAGCAGCCUGAGAAGGAGGAGAAGAAGGGGAAGAGAGAGGAGCAAGGGCCCUCCACCUCCAAACAGAGUGAUCCUCUCCGUGUCCAAAUCUUCGAGGGC